CAAAAAAAAGACUACUGAUUAUGAUUAAGAAAUCACAUGAUUAAGAAAUCACUUGAAUCCAUUUAUAAGAGCAUCAUCAUCAAACUCCACUUCAACGAGAAUCAUGGAUAUAGUAUUUUGUGCUACCACAAUUACUCUAAUUUUAUUGCUUAAUUUCAUCCCAGAAACAAAAUCUCAACAAGACUAUCUAGACAACCAUCAACUAGAUUGUGAUGACCCCUUCAACUCUACAUAUGGUAAUAUCUGCAAUAGCAUGAAGUCCUGUCAAUCUUACAUCACCUUUAAAUCAAGUCCUCCUUUGUACAACACUCCAGCCACCAUAGCCUAUCUCUUGAAUUCCACGGUCCCUCUCAUAACCAAUGCCAACAAUAUCUCAGAUGUGGACCCUAUUCCCGUCGACACCAUGAUCACUGUCCCUGUUACCUGCUUUUGUUCUGGUCACUACUAUCAGCAUAAUUCCUCAUACAUCUUGAAGAAUGAGAAUGAAAACUACUUCACUCUAGCCAAUAACACCUAUGAGGCACUCACAACAUGUCAGGCUCUUGAUGCUCAGAAUAUAUAUGGACUUGACAACCUCACUGUAGGGCUCAAUUUGCAUGUUCCACUCAGGUGUGCUUGUCCCACAUCCAAGCAAAUGGAAAAUGGAUUCAAGUAUGUUCUUACAUAUUUGGUCUCCGAAGGAGAAUAUCCUGCACUUAUUGCUGAGCUUUUUGGGGUAGAUACACAGAGCGUCUUGGAUGCAAACAAGCUUCAAGAGGAUUCUGUUAUAUACUACUUCACUCCAUUCAUGGUGCCUCUAAAAGACAAGCCACCUACCAAGAUACAAAGGACACUACCGCCACCAUCAGCACCAUUGUCGAAACCUCCGGUGGAAAAUCCAACUAGGAAUAAAGAUUCAAGCUCUUCUAAAAAAAGGGUGAUUAUCGGAAGCACUGCUGGAGCUGCUGUAUUUUUGCUUCUUCUCAUCUUUUUCUUGUUGUUCUUUUGCUUUUGUCAUCGGCAUAAGAACAAAAUUUCAUUGUCUUCUGUAGCCACCGAUUCUGUAGCCACCAAAACCACCACCGAAAAAGUCUCAAAUACCGACACAAGUACAACCAACCCCUCCAGUUCUCUGUCUUACGAAGGGCUUCGUUAUGCUGCUGAGUCUUUGACGGUGUAUAACUUUGAGGAGCUGCAUAAAGCAACAGGCUUUUUCAGUGAAGCUAACAGAAUAAAUGGUUCUUCAGUUUACCGAGCAAGCUUGAAGGGCGAGGAUGCUGCAGUUAAGGUUCUCAAAGGUGAUGCCUCUGCAGAGAUCAACAUUCAAGGGAGAAUCAGCCACGCCAACAUAACAAGGCUCUCUGGGUUUUGUGUACACAAAGGAAGCACAUAUCUUGUCUACGAGUUUGUUGAAAAUGGAUCUCUUGAUAAUUGGAUUCAUUUUAACAAUCGCUUAAAUUUUGUGGCUCUGACUUGGAGGCAAAGAGUUCAGAUUGUUCAGGAUGUUGCCGAUGCUUUGAAUUACCUUCACAACUAUGCCAACCCUUCACAUAUCCACAAGAAUUUGAUAAGUGGCAAUGUUCUUUUGGAUGGGAGUUUUAGAGGUAAACUUUGUAACUUUGGGUUAGCAAGAGUGGUGAAUGAUGAUUUUGGAGAAGGGGGGUUCCAAUUGACAAGGCACGUUGUAGGCACCCAUGGUUACAUGCCACCUGAGUAUAUUGAGAACGGUCUGAUUAGUCCAAAGAUGGAUGUUUUUGCUUUUGGGGUUGUGAUAUUGGAGCUUCUUUCAGGAAAAGAAGCAAUUGUUGGGGAUACAAAUGGUGAGGAGAAGCUGCUAUCAGCUGCUGUGAGCGAAGCACUCAAAGGCGAUAAUGGGAGGGUGAAACUUCAUGCUUUUAUGGAUCCAACUUUGAGGGGUGAUUACCCAUUGGAUAUGGCGUAUUCCAUGGCAGAGAUUGCCAAAUGUUGUGUUGCCCGUGACCACAAUUUGCGUCCAAACAUUUCUGAAGUUUUGGUUAUAUUGUCUAAGAUCCAAUCUUCUUCACUAGAUUGAGAUCCAUCUGAUGAGAUGGAAGAAACUCCAGAUCAUUUGAUUAAAUGUCGAAUGUAAAAUAUUAUAUAAGUGAUUCCAGUAGUAGCUAGCUCCAUUCACAUAUGUUUUCCAGUAGUAGCAUGCCUCUAUUGAAUUUCCCUGAUCUCAUGAAGCACGUUCACUAUAAGGCUUCUAAAAAUAAGUUUAAAUUUUGAUUACCAAUUUUAGCACCUGUUGAACUUCAAUCAAAAUUUUAGUAUGCAUACAAAAGAAUCACAAAUCAUUUAAAUAUUUAUUUUGUAAA
Messenger RNA from Trifolium pratense (red clover), 2315 nucleotides. RefSeq names its product protein LYK5-like. Gene Ontology annotation, biological process: protein phosphorylation. The record is from RefSeq and is a predicted model, not a curated record. NCBI's taxonomy places the organism in Eukaryota, Viridiplantae, Streptophyta, Magnoliopsida, Fabales, Fabaceae. Gene Ontology annotation, molecular function: ATP binding; protein kinase activity. Bases 104 to 2032 code for a protein of 642 amino acids. The transcript has a single exon.